AAAACUUUAGGACAACACAUGUCUGAUACUCUACUUCAAGUUGUGCAUUCUCUCGAUCGGUAGCAAAACAUCAAGAGUACCUUGCACAUCCAUGGGGAACUUCUCCGCCUUCACCAUUUGGGAAGCAGGAACAAGUUGAAGGACUAGGACCAUAAAUUUAACAUUCCUUCUGAACACCAUUAGCUUCGUAUCUAGCUUGUGACCACCUCUCCAUCACCCAAUUCUUAAGAUAUUACUGUUGCUUGCCUCCCUUCAUGGCCUUAGUUGGAAGUGUCCAUUUUCAUAUCUGGUAGAGUUGUGAGUUGCCCAUUUCUUCUUCUUCUUCUUCACACACACACACACACACACACACACACAAAAAAAAAAAAAAAAAAAACGACGUCGUAUGAGUGCUCUUUCCAUAUAAAUAAAUUUUAUAUGGCAUAGAUAGCCAAAUCCCGAAGCUGAGAGAUCGAGUCCCUCUCUUGUCUCUGCAACGCGGUCACCAGGUAGAAAAUGCCUAAGGUAAAGACUAAUCGAGUCAACUACCCAGAAGGCUGGGAACUGAUCGAGCCUACUCUUCGCGAACUGCAAGCAAAGAUGAGAGAAGCUGAGAAUGAUACUCAUGAUGGUAAGAGGAAAUGUGAAACCUUAUGGCCUAUUUUCAAAAUUGCGCAUCAAAAGAGCCGUUACAUUUUUGACCUUUACCAUCGGAGAAAAGAAAUUUCCAAGGAAUUGUAUGAGUUCUGCCUGGACCAAGGUUAUGCAGACCGCAAUCUAAUUGCUAAGUGGAAGAAGCCUGGUUAUGAACGUCUCUGCUGUUUGAGGUGCAUGCAGCCUCGGGAUCACAACUUUGCCACCACAUGCGUCUGCCGAGUGCCCAAGCAUCUGAGAGAGGAGAAGGUUAUAGAGUGCGUGCAUUGUGGCUGCAGGGGCUGUGCCAGUGGAGAUUGAUUACUGGUCUCUUAUUCAACCUUGAAUGCUUUGCGUGGAUUAUCCUUUGUACCAUGUAUAGAGACUGUACCCCUUUAACUGACCUUGAACCUUCUCAAGCGGGGACUUAUAAUAGUAUGUCUUCUCUUGCAAGAACAAAUUGUUGUGAUUUUAACCAACUGCAACUUGAAAGCUAAAAGAAAGCAUGCUUUGGUAUAUGCAUUAUUUGAUUUUGUUUUUCA
Rosa rugosa (rugosa rose) is the source of this 1154-nucleotide messenger RNA. Its product is annotated as protein BUD31 homolog 1. The transcript has 3 exons. Bases 496 to 933 code for a protein of 145 amino acids. Gene Ontology annotation, cellular component: nucleus; spliceosomal complex. Lineage: Eukaryota; Viridiplantae; Streptophyta; Magnoliopsida; Rosales; Rosaceae. Gene Ontology annotation, biological process: mRNA splicing, via spliceosome. The record is from RefSeq and is a predicted model, not a curated record.